This is a messenger RNA of Pichia membranifaciens NRRL Y-2026, 1467 nucleotides long. RefSeq lists its product as hypothetical. Gene Ontology annotation, biological process: rRNA processing; DNA-templated DNA replication. Bases 1 to 1467 code for a protein of 488 amino acids. The transcript has a single exon. Gene Ontology annotation, cellular component: nuclear pre-replicative complex. The record is from RefSeq and is a predicted model, not a curated record. Gene Ontology annotation, molecular function: protein binding. NCBI's taxonomy places the organism in Eukaryota, Fungi, Ascomycota, Pichiomycetes, Pichiales, Pichiaceae.
AUGGACGAGCUCGUGUACUACAACGCCACGGGAAAACCAGAGGACAAGAAGAACCUGACGUCGUUCUCGUACCUGUCCUCCCUACACUCCACAAAGAUAUAUCACCAGUACAGACAGUCGCCAUCGUCGCCAAACGGGUCGGUGAACCUGUCGAUUGGCCACGGGUCGCAUCUUCUUGUUGCUCUUCCGGAAAAGCCGAUUCUGCACGUCUACCUCCACGGCAAGGAGUCGCCAGAACAGAUCAUCCCGCUGCCUGAAAUCCUCACGUGCCUGACAUGCUACCGAGACAGCGAGGAUCCGCAGAAGCCAACGCUCCUCCUCGGAGGAUCCGUUUCGGGGAGACUGUACGUGUGGUCGAUCAACUCGGGGCUCUUGCUGGCGGUGAAACAGCCCCACUACCAGCCGUUGACGCACAUCGCCGCCUACUCCGGGUUCAUCGCCACAGGCAGCAAGGACUCGCGGAUCGUCGUCCACACGUUGAACACCAUCUUCAUGCACGCAACCGGCAUCGACACCGACACGAACGACAAGCCGUUUGCUACUAUCACCGACAACACGCUCCCAAUCACGUCCCUCGUCUUCAACAGGGGGCUCAACAACGACGUCAAGCUCGUGUCGUCGUCGCUCGACUCCACCGUGCGUAUGUACUCCUUGGCUGCAGCCUCGGGGGCAGAGCUGCUCACCACCAUCGUCGCCACGGGCCCCGUCACCGCGCUGGCUGCAGACCCGGCCUUCCGGGCCCUGUACCUCGGCCUCGCCGACGGCCAGAUACGAAGUGUGCCUCUCUUCAGAGUCAACCCAAGAACGAAGGUGGUCGAGGCCGUUGGCGGCAUGGGCAGGGUUGUCACCCUCAAGCCGGACGUCGACAACCUCGAGACGUUCACCUGCCACCAGGACCAGCACAAGCCUGCCGCAGACGUCGCCGUCACGCAGCUGAAGGUGUCCUUCGACGGCACGCUGCUCGUGUCCGGAGACAGCAGAGGCUCGCUCUUUGUCAUCGACAUCACCACCAAGCAGGUGCGCAAGAAGCUCAAGGAGCUCGUCGGGGAAAUCAGCACCCUCGAGCUCUGGACCGUCGACCUCGCCGACGCCCGCUUCGACAACACCGGCGUCGACAAGAACCUCAAGCGGACCAUUCCCGUGCUCAAGAGAUCCGUCGCCGAGUCAGCCGACCUCAGCGCCCUGAAGCUCUCCCUGAAGCUCACUGCAGAGCCCCAGCCUACAACCCCUUCUCCUUGGGACUUCGACAGCUGGAUCGACCAGGUUCAGAGCGAAGAAAAGGCUUUUGCAAACCUCUCCGCCGUCGACUCCCACACCUUUGGCAACACCGGUUUCUCCCUCAACAUCGACAAAAACACAAUCCGGGACCUCAACAAAGAGCUCCAGGACAAGGACCGCACCUACGCCGAGCUCAAGGCCAAAUACGAUGAGCUCCUCUCCGAGUACACUGCCGCCGUUUCCAAGUAA